GGUUCGGGCCCUAUCAUAUUUAACGGUGUCGAUUUGAGAAGUGGUGACGAUUUCUUUUAACUACUUGUCCUUCCUUAACUUUGAAGUAUUUAGUAUCAGGAAUAUUCUCUUUAAGAGUUAAGAAGGCGGUUUGAUAUUUAUUCUUAAUCCAACUGUCAGAUCGUGAGGACGGACUUUAAUAGCCAUUUAUGUCAACAGUUAUCAGUUGAAGGUUGGGUGACAACUAACUGGUUGCGGAAUACUAAUACUAAAGAUAGUAUUAUUGUAUAUCUAAAGGACACUUUGUACGAGACUUUCAGAAAACACAAAAUGUUGCAUAGAAAAAUGAGGAUGAACUCUACGAACAUGUCAGAAGAAUCCGAUGUUUACUCCGAGGCUGAGGACCAAGUUGAUGUUGAUGUGGAAAGAGGAGGUGUUGAAGAGUCAACACCGCCUAGACCAACGGAUCUAAGAUUACACGAAAGGUUACAUGGAGGCUGUGCAGAAACGGGACUGAAUUUCUCAAAGUUGCCGACAUUUGGACAUUCAAAUUCGUUCCACAAAGAUACUUCUCCUGACAAUUGCAAAUCGUGCAUAAACAACAACAGUGAAAACCAUAAACUACCAUUUUCGUCUAGUGUUCCAAACAAACUGAAAAGUGCUCAAGUAGACAAAAACAAUUCAGGUAGUGCGAGAAAUGACACAAAACCAGCAACAAGACCAUCUUUUCUUAUCACAGACAUUCUUUCAAGCGGAAGCAGGUCAAUGAACACGCAUACAGACACCGACAACACUUCUGUAGCCACGACACCUUGCACCCCGUGUACGCCAACAAGCCACGUGAUUGACAUCCAGAGAACGGCGGCUCUGUUAGCUGCGCAUGCGCGAGGAUCACCUUCCGGUUGUCUUCUCUCUCCGGGUGCUUCCAGUGAUUCACCAGCCCCUGAUUCGGACAUCGAUGAAGAGUCAAGAGACGGAUCACCUCUGUCAAACUCAGGCAGUCCAACAGAUUCCAGAAACUCAAAGAAGGCCAGAAAGGCAAGGACAGCCUUUACUGAUCAUCAGCUGAACUCUCUGGAAAAGACGUUUGAGAGACAGAAGUACCUUAGCGUUCAGGACAGAAUGGAACUGGCGGCCAAGUUGAACCUUACGGACACACAAGUCAAGACCUGGUACCAGAAUAGAAGAACAAAAUGGAAGCGCCAGACAGCAGUUGGUCUUGAACUCCUUGCGGAAGCCGGGAGCUAUUCCAAUAUCCAGCGAAUCAUGCAAGCAAGCCCAUACUGGAGCUCCUACCCCGGUACACAUGGGCCUAACCCCGCCCUUCUGCCUGGUGUGGACUCUCUGUACUACCGCCAAGGGGGGUCACCAUUGUCUUCACAUCGGCAGCUAGUCUCCAGAAUGUACCUCCAGAGUAUGGGCCAUAUGGCAUAAUGACUUAUUAUAAGACCAACAGGCACAGCUAGUAAACAUUGAGCUUAUAAGAGGCGGUCCAAAACUAAUUGGUACCUCUCAUAGGGCAUAGGUCACAUGACAUUGUGACGUAUGAAUUGAGAAGAAAUAAUCAGUAACAAUAACAAGGAAAGUAUUCUCAUCAGGCUUUAUCUACAGUGUGAUGAACACAUGGCAUGAUGACUAUGAACAUCCAAUCAAUUAGUCAGAAUGAUAUUGAACAGCGGCCACCCAAAAUUUCGUUUUGAAAAUAUUCAACAAAGCGAUCUGGCAGUUAGAAGUCGAUAUUGUUUGAAGUUGUGUCUUUUUAUUUAUUUAUUCGUUUAAAAAAAAAUGAUGAUUUUUAAACAAAUUGUAAACGUCUUUAUUUUUUCAUCGUUUUGUGCAAUGAAAUUUGAUCUUUUCGAGCUAUUUAGGGUUAAAAUUUGCAUUUAUCGACCCAGGGAUGUUCAAAAAGUGUUCCUCCAUCACCAUUACAAUUUUGUGAAUUAUUUCGAGCCAUUUUGAUCGUUUUAUUGAAACAUUUACAAUUGGUGUCCAAUUGUGGUGUUAGUUUACAUUGUAUGCAUUGAAGACGCAAUUGAUUGUUUUAAAUAAGUUAUACCUUCUUUUUAAUUAUUUUAAACUUGACGACAGAGAUUUUUUCUUGACGGUAGAAUUUCCUGGAAAGGAAACAUGAUAGUUUUAGAGAAAUUAAGUGUCAAAAUAAGAGAAUAAAAUGCAACAAGUACUGAAUAAAUGAAUAAAAUAUCAUUAUGAUUAAUUAUAUAAUGAUAAACGCUAUUUAUAAAUUCUGUUUUUCAUUAUAUAAAGUGUACAGUUGACUUUACUGUAAUUUUGAAAGUAAUAAUGUCAUUUAUGUUUCGCUAUAAAUGAUUCUUAGUGGUUUUGUUAUUUUGUUUGUUUGUUUCAAUUCAUGACUUUCGUUGUUUAUUUUGUUUUAAUAGGUAAUUGGGUUUUUAAUGUUAUAUACUUUCAUAAAAAAUAUUAAAAGUGAAUUUGACCAAGUCACGUGACUGUUAUUUGCUUUUCAUUGCAAAUAAAAUGCUGAAUUUGAAUGAUUUAAGAUGAGCAGUGGCUGGGCAUUCAAUAUUGAUCUUGGAUAUAUGAUCGGUUUAGCUAAUCGGAUUACUAGCUAUUCAUAACUGACAUAUAGAGUGAAUGAUAUCAAUAGUAUGCCCAUAAGGUUGAAUAUUGAAUACCACCCAUGUCUUAUUUAAUCUAAAACAAGCUUUUUCUGUGUGUACUCUUUCCCUAUUUCUUUGUUUUAAAUAUUUUUGUUAUUUUUGUUUUCAUUAUUUUCAUCAUUUAUAUUAUUAUGUAUAAUGUUAAAUUGUCUCACUGUUAAAAAUCUAACUUGGGAGAAGGAUAAAAAAUAAAAUGAAAAAAGC
This is a messenger RNA of Mya arenaria, 2822 nucleotides long. Its product is annotated as barH-like 1 homeobox protein. Bases 310 to 1413 code for a protein of 367 amino acids. NCBI's taxonomy places the organism in Eukaryota, Metazoa, Mollusca, Bivalvia, Myida, Myidae. Gene Ontology annotation, molecular function: DNA binding; DNA-binding transcription factor activity, RNA polymerase II-specific. The transcript has 3 exons. Gene Ontology annotation, biological process: regulation of DNA-templated transcription. The record is from RefSeq and is a predicted model, not a curated record.